Peromyscus leucopus (white-footed mouse) is the source of this 7309-nucleotide messenger RNA. RefSeq names its product protein DDI1 homolog 2. Bases 248 to 3235 code for a protein of 995 amino acids. Gene Ontology annotation, molecular function: protein binding; aspartic-type endopeptidase activity. The transcript has 9 exons. The record is from RefSeq and is a predicted model, not a curated record. Gene Ontology annotation, biological process: proteolysis. Lineage: Eukaryota; Metazoa; Chordata; Mammalia; Rodentia; Cricetidae.
CGCUUGACGGUAGCGGUGGGAGGCAGGCCGGCAGGCAGACGGCCUCGCAGGCGGGUGGUGGCGGCCGUGCUGGCUGCUGAGGGCGGGAGCGAGUGAGUCACUGCGCGCGUGUGAGGGAGGGAAGGAGCGAGGGAGCGAGCAGCCCGCGCCCGCCGCCCUCCCGCAGCUCCCGCCAGGCCCCCCGCCACCGCCUGCCCUCCGCCCAGCGUCCAGGCCGGGCCGAGCCGAGCCGGGUCGGGCCCGGGCCAUGCUGCUCACCGUGUACUGUGUGCGGAGGGACCUCUCCGAGGUGACCUUUUCCCUCCAGGUCGACGCCGACUUCGAGCUGCAUAACUUCCGCGCGCUGUGCGAGCUCGAGUCUGGCAUCCCCGCCGCCGAGAGCCAGAUUGUCUACGCAGAAAGACCUCUCACGGACAACCACAGAUCCCUGGCUUCUUACGGCUUGAAAGAUGGAGAUGUUGUAAUUUUGCGACAGAAGGAGAAUGCAGACCCUCGUCCUCCAGUGCAGUUCUCAAACUUACCCCGGAUUGACUUCAGUAGCAUAGCUGUGCCUGGCACGUCAAACCCCCAACAGCGCCAGCUGCCCAGAGCACAGGCUCAGCACUCAUCUUCUGGAGAAGUAGCAUCGUCUCCUCAAGGCUUAGACAACCCAGCCCUGCUCCGAGACAUGCUGCUGGCCAACCCUCACGAGCUGUCCUUGCUGAAGGAGCGUAACCCACCCCUGGCAGAAGCUCUGCUCAGUGGAGAUCUCGAGAAAUUCUCUAGGGUCCUGGUAGAGCAGCAGCAGGACCGAGCUCGGAGAGAACAAGAAAGGAUUCGUCUGUUUUCUGCUGACCCCUUUGAUCUUGAAGCUCAGGCAAAGAUAGAAGAAGAUAUAAGGCAGCAGAACAUCGAGGAGAACAUGACGAUAGCUAUGGAGGAGGCCCCAGAGAGCUUCGGCCAGGUCGCCAUGCUCUACAUCAACUGCAGAGUGAACGGGCAUCCUGUGAAAGCCUUUGUUGACUCAGGUGCCCAGAUGACUAUUAUGAGCCAGGCCUGUGCAGAAAGGUGUAACAUCAUGAGACUGGUGGACCGUCGGUGGGCUGGCAUCGCCAAAGGAGUGGGCACCCAGAAGAUUAUUGGAAGGGUGCAUCUAGCUCAGGUUCAAAUUGAAGGUGAUUUCCUGGCAUGUUCCUUCUCCAUACUCGAAGAACAGCCUAUGGACAUGCUUCUGGGAUUGGACAUGCUUAAACGGCAUCAGUGUUCGAUUGACUUGAAGAAAAAUGUACUGGUGAUUGGCACCACAGGCUCACAGACCACCUUCCUUCCUGAGGGGGAGCUCCCGGAGUGUGCCCGCUUGGCGUAUGGAACUGGGCGAGAGGACAUACGGCCAGAGGAGAUUGCAGACCAAGAAUUAGCAGAAGCCAUUCAAAAAUCAGCAGAGGAUGCAGAGAAAAGCAGUAAAGAAUCUACCUCACAGGGAAUGUCAUCGUUGCUGACUUCAGAUGGAUUCAGCCCUCCAGCCCCUUCUUCCGGGCAGAGUCCUGAGGUUGGCAGCCCUACGAGUCUCGCUCGCUCUGUCUCUGCUUCAGUCUGCGCCAUCAAGCCCAGUGACCCCAGUAGCAUUGAACCUAGAGCUGUGGAGGCCAUGAAGACUUCAACUGACUUUCAGACUAGCUCUAAGAAAACAGACCCUCCUCCUCUGCAGGGUCCUCCUGAUCUCGCUUCCCCAGCAGACCAGAAUCCAGCUAUGCCUUUUCAUAAUUCAUCUGAAGAAGCAUUUGUUGCAGAUAAUCCAGAGAAAUCUGCUGAAGGAAGAACCCAGGACCUCCGAGUUUAUCUCCAUACAAGACAGGACACUAGUUUCUCUCUCACAACUACUGGGAUGCAUGAGCCCCAGGUAUUUGUGGAAGAAAAGAAUUGGCAUCCAGAAUAUCAGAACCCAAGUCAAGUGAAUGGCCUUCAGCAACACAGAGAACCACACAAUGCGAGUGGACGGCAGAACGUUCCACAUGACCAAGAAUGUCCUUGUGACACAGAAGACCUUGAACUUCAUGAAGAAAAUCAACAGGACCAAGAAAAAAUUGUCAGUUUGAAAGCUGUGAUGAAAGGAGAUGAACUUCAGACAAAUGCUCAUCUUCCAAGUACAGAGAAAAGUCUUGUAGCUUCAGGGUACUGUAGCUGUUCGUGCUCAGAAACCCUGAUGGAAGUGGAUACAGCUGAACAGUCUCUGGUUGCUGUGCGCAGCUCAACAGGCAGGCAGAAUGCCAGUGUCAAGAGCCCUGGAGCAUCGCAUCUCACUUCAGAUAAUCCCUCAAUGGAAGUGGAAACAGGACAGUGUAACGCCUCCUGUGAAAGCAUGGAACAUUCCAUUUCAGCCCGGGGUUUGCAGCUCCCAGAAGAUACUGUUGAAAUGUCUAUGAUGGAUAGCAGAGAUAGCCGCAGUUCCCCUUCCCCUUUAAGUGAUCAUGGUCACCCCUCUGUGGAGGCAGCUGAAGAAUUCUGUUCAUCUGUCACAGUGGCCUUGAAAGAACUGCAUGAACUUUUGGUCAUUAGCUGUAAGCCAGCUUUGGAAAAAGCACCUGAAGAUGUUGCCUGUCAGUCAGAGAUGGAAGCUGAGAGCCAAGCAGGUAUUUUUGACGUUUCAGGAAAGAGGGCCCAAAAUGAGCAUCUGAUCCCUAGUGAUCAGUACCCACAAGUUUCCUGUCACCAGGCCACCUCUGAAUCAGAAAAGACAGACAUUGUAGGCACUACACCUUGUGCUGGGAUAGAAGAUAAAGCAUAUACUAGCUUCAGGGGUCUGGGUGAUAGUUUGUCAAAUGGCCGAGAAGUUGCCCCCAGACCAAGGGAGUUGGUCAGGAAGAACUGUUCUGUCGUCAUAACCUCAGCCAAACCAUCUGAUGAGUCACGCUGCACCUCAGGUGUAGAAAUGUCACCCACAUUUGCAGUAGGUGAGGAGGGUGCCCACAGUCAGCCUUCUGAGCACAUGCAGAAUCCAGGCACAGACGGGCCAGAGACCAGCGAUGUCUGCCCUGGAGCUGCGCCGCCCUUUCGUGGAUUGGACCCACCUGCUACACAGCCCUUGUCUUCUCCCUCCGCUCUGCCGCCGUUCAUCUUUCCCGCCGCAGAUGUUAACCGGAUUCUUGGUGCCGGCUUCACUCUGCAAGAAGCCCUCGGGGCUUUGCAUCGAGUUGGUGGGAAUGCAGACCUUGCACUUCUUGUUUUGCUCGCAAAGAACAUUGUGGUCCCUACGUAAUUGUGGGACAGUGGGCUUAGCCCGUACUCCAUUCCGUUUGUGAAAGCCCUCCCCACACAGAUGCACACUCACCACACACACACAGCAUACGUAGAAACCUGCAAGCAAAAUGUUGAGCCAGAUUUUUUUUUUUCCGGCCAAAGUAAUUUAUGAUCUUUUGUCUGAUGAAUUUGUCUAUUUUACUUGUUAAAAUUUGGGCCUUUUAAAAUGUAUUAGCAGUAUGUGCAUACAAAAGCUUUUUAUUCUCAUUAAGAUGAUGUAUUCUGGAAUAAAAUGGAUGGUUUUCUGUAUAGCAUACCAUUUUAGAUGAGUGAGUGCUUUGAAAGAGGAGCCAUGAGGAACCUGCCACCUGUGCAGCUCGGAACAGGUCAGCCACCUGCUGUGACUCUGGCUGUGCUGUGUGCAGGAUGUGGCUGAGAACAGGACGCUGGAGACGAGUUCAAUAACUUCUGGAGUUGUUUGUUUGAUUUGUGUGCUCAGGGGUGACAUUUAAGUAGGAUGAGCGGGAGGGCUUAACACCUGAGCUGUCGUCUUGUGCAUAAUAGGCUGCUGCAUGGAUUGAUUGCCAAAUACCUUUAUGACAGAGGGUGGGGUAUGGGAGAAUUCACAUUAGAGUGAAACAUGGUGCUACUUGUAUUUAAAAAGGGAAGGGGAAAAAAACCUGAUCAUAAUUCCAUUUGCAAAUGUCAAGGACUGUGAGUAAAAGAUAAUGGCUUAGACGAAACACUGGAAUGUACUAGAGAUAGGGCUUGGGGCAUCUCACUGACACCCCAGCCCUCAGUGGCCAAUGGUGAGUCCAGCUUCAGCUCACGGGUUGGCCACCUGGAGCCUAGCUUCUGAAACAUGUCUGCUGGGAGGUUCUUCCCACGUUCAGUCUAAGCUCAGAGCUGAGCAAGACUGAACUAGGAGAACCUUUGUCCCUGGUCCUCUUGGUGCUUAGACUGGGUCCGUCUGUGAGUGUCCUUCAUGGCAGUGAAUACAGCUGAAGUUCUGACUACAGUGGCCUUGGUACAGUGUUCAUCCCUUUCUUUCCUCAGGAGUUUCUUUUUCUAAGCAGGAUCCAUGUUUGUGUUCACCACGUUGAGGUAGAGUUGGGGUGGAAUGUGUAGAUGUGUUUAUCGUGGCCUUUUUAAUGUAAGUUCUCGACUUGCAAGUUGUCCUGUGGGCCCUACUGUGCAGUGAUCCCUCCGGAUAGGGUUGGAAGCAUCCUUUCCUAGAACAUAAACUGUUGUCUUAGAUGUCUGGCAGGAAUCUGGAAUCUUGCUUUUCUUGAAAAGGAUCUUGAGGGUAAUUCCUGGUUCCCGGUGAGAGUUUGCAGUUUGUUGAAAUGGAAGUGUCGAAAUCGAUUUCUGAACUAAGCAUUAACUGAUUUUUGUCUAAAGUCAAUCUCUCCCUUCCUCCGCUCUGAAAGUUUGUUCUUACCAUCAAAAUUAAAGUCAUCGAGCACAGACAGGUUCAUAUCUCAGGGGUUUUUGAAACCUUAGGGGCACUUACAGGGAUUUGUUCUCUGAUCCAUCCUUGUUUCUGCCAUACUAUUUGUGUGCCGAGACUCACUUCAGGACAUGAUGGCAAGUCACACAGAGUAUCAUGAUCCUUUCUGGAAUAGGAGAUGGUUUCUGGAUGGCCUUGCGGUUUCCUUCUCUCCAUUAAAUGGCACUCAGAACAUCAGGCUAGCCAAGCAGUUCUUUGUUUCAGAUGAGCACAGCUCAUCCACUCUUUGCAUGUUCUGCACCAAAGAUGUAUGUUGGUAACACGAGGAAACUGCUCCUGGGGUUCUGUCCCCGACUCAGCUGUGGUUAGAGCCAGAUCAAGCAGCAGCGCAGUGAGGCCUGGUAUUUGCUUAGGGGGUGGGUUGGGGUAUAUUUUAGGGUUACAAAUCUUUGAGGCCACAGGAUGGGGUGGGUAGAGAAGGUACUGAUGACAGACCCACCCACCCACCCCAAGGCCUUCAGAAGAAACUGACAUGAAAGCCCAGUGGUUUGACUGCUGACUUUUUACAAUGUGGAAGUUUGGGAGACAGCCCUAGGCAGAAUGUCGAAUACCAGUCUGGAAAAGAUUUCAUUACAAUAGCUUUUACAGGUGUGUUUCUUUUUAGAAGCAAAAUGAUAGGCCAGUAGUUUACACAGAUACUCUUUUUAGGAAUCCAUUGAGCUUAACUCAUUUGCCAAAUACUUUGUUCCUUUGGGUCAUUACUUUCUUUUCAACAUAUACUUACUUUUGAUUUUUAAACUGUCAAAAAUAAAUUAAAGGCCAGGCAUGCUGGCAUAUACCAGGUGGUAGGCAGAUCUCUGAGUUCAAGGCCAGCCAGAGCUACAUUAGUGAGACCCUGUCUAAAAACAGAAAAUCUUUUUAAAAUUAGGAAUUGGUUGGCUUAAAUGGAGCAGUCCUAGAAACAUGGCACUAGUCGACUUCAUUGUCAGUUUUCAUUUAGUAACUAACUACCAAGAUCAAAUCAUCGUGAAUCCUAGUGUUCAGGUGUCAGAUUACAGCCAUAACCACAAGGGCAACUCCUUUACCAAACCGUGCCGGGAGGUUCUGUGGCCGGCACUUACCUCCAGUGGUGGUCUCCAUGUGUGCACCAAAGAGGAUUUACCUGUAAAACCUGUGCUGACGCUGGUGUGUGGAAGGGGCUUGUAGCCAGACAGUAUAACUGCGGCUGGGGUUUGGCCCUUUGCUUCUGUGAAGGGCUGUUUCCAGGUGGGGUAGUUCAGGCCUUGAGACAGCCAGAAGCCUUCGCCCCACAGUUUGGGCUGUGGUGUUGACAGGUGAAGACCGGUUGCUUGGCAAAGGAAGCUUGAGUAAACGGUGAAUGGUGUACGACAACCUCUUCCUCAGAUCCUAGCCCCUCUGAUCGAAGUGUCCACCCAAUGCAUUUCUUUGGCAAGAGGGUGCAUAGGAACGGGAUAGGGACCUGGUGUCACUGAUUUUAUAACCAGCUUCUGUAGCUUCUGCCUGUUCGUCCCUCUCUACAGCUUUCUAUCUCUAGCGAAAGCCAUAAGAAUUUGUUUCAACUCUUCAGCUCAUGUCUAUAAAUAAAUAUGUACGCUAUCAUAGAUAAGGUGAUUGACAAAUAUCUUGCAUAGUUUGAAAAGCAGCUUUUAUGUCUACAGAUGCCUGCACAUCUGGCGGCUUUUCUUCCUACCAUGUAUAUAAUAAACUGCCUUGCAAAUAAUUGCAGGAGAGUCAAGGCAAAUUUUCUUUUUUUGUUGUGUGUUUUUUGUUUUUUGAGAUAAGAUCUCACCAGAGCCCGGGCUGGCCUCAAACUCAUGGCAGUUCUGCCUCAGCCUCUAGAACGCUGGGAUUAUAGGCUCACACCACCAUGCCCAGUUCACACAGUGCAUUCCAGUUGCUACCUGUGGCGAGCAUGAACAAUGUGGCUGAACUGACUGGUGUACCCCUAGCAAUGGCAUGGGGCUUGGGGGCAUGGCUGAGCAGUAGAGCUACUGCAUAGCAUGUGAGGUCCAGGGUCUGAUCUUUAAAGUAAAAGCCAGUCCUGGUGAUGUAGGAGUCUGUGGCUGACUAAAAAAGCAAAGGUUACCAUAUAUUCCCCUCCUGGAGAAGGAAGGCCACUUGUCUCAGUAGUUACAUUAGAUAGCAUUUUGUGUUUCCUGGGAAUGAGUUCCUCUUGACAGCAGAAAGUCAACUCAGCGGUCCCUGAGGGCUGGCCCAGAGCUCCUGUGAGCUACCCAACCCCUUGAGUGUCGGUAGAGAGACCACAGGAAGGACUUCAGGGUGAGCCUUGGAUGUACUUGCUUUUCUUUUGUGCCUUAAUUUUUUUGAAUAGCAGAAGCAUCACAUCUUGGGAGUAUCAGGAAAGGCCAGAGGGGCAGCUCUCCUGGAGAGGGCUGGCCACAGUAUGUGGUCCUUGGCUCGUGGCUGCUUUGACUCACUCUUACCCUGCGUCAGUCAAACAUUGGGUCUCCCCGAUAGGAGGUUCUGUAUCCUAUAUACCAAAAAUGGUUUCUAGGUGUUUGUUAGGUUUUCUGUUGUGCAUUUUGUGCUGUUAGGGAGAAAUCAAAUCUUACAUUCUAGAUAGGAAGUUAGCGCCUGUCAAGUUAUGCAGUCUGAUCAAGA